GGCGCCCGCCAUUUUCCCUGGCCCAUUGCGUAAACGGCAGCUUCUGGUGGAUGGUCAGGGCAUGUCCGUAUUUUACCGUAGUCCGAGCGUCGGGACUCGGGCAACUCGGGGUCGCAAUGCGCACCAGCCUUUGCACCAGUCGUGGUCCGGAAUCAUGAAUCACCUGUCUUUGUGGGGCAUGAAGAAAGUGGUUCCUUGGUUUUGGAACAACAAAUUGGAACCAAUGGAACCUUUUCCGAUUAACGACCUUCCAGAAACGGUUGUCGAGCACAUUUUGGCCUUUGUGUCACCAAACGAUCUUAUUCAAAACUGCCGACUCACAUGCAAGUGGUUUCGAAACAUAGUUGACAGCAAUGGCUUUUGGAAGGCGAAAUGCGAACGAGAAAAGCGGACAGUUCCAAACUUCCGUUUCGAAGAAUUACCGCCACGGUUGUACCAGCUCAUUUGCAUCUACGAUCCGUAUGGAAGCAAUCUCUUGAAGAACAGUCACGGUGAUUUGAAGUCUACAUCCAGUGCUCGCGUUGUUGGUUUUCCUCACUGGGAAAUUGUUGCCAAUGGAGGAAAUGGUUGGACAGUUGAAUGCCCUCCGGCUGGAGCUGAUGCCUUGCCACUGGAAAAUCAACACUGCUUUGCCACCUCUUAUGACACCUGCAGAAAGCAGCAAGUCAUUGAACUAGCAAAGGCUGGUGUUCUGCCAGAAGUAUUGGACAAACUCUGUCCAUCAAUAGAGGUUUCUGAAUGGUACGCAGCGAGGUUUGACUGUGGCAGCAUUUAUGAACUGUAUGUAGACCUACUGAAUGCAGAGGGAACUCCUAUAGCUUCAUUCAACACUGGUGUCAUAGAAACUCAACAGUGGGUUGGUCGUGAAUGGAACCAGGUAAAAUAUACAUUUCGACAUUACCCUGCUGGAGUGAGGUUCCUAAAGUUUGUGCACAGUGGAAGAGACACUCAAUUUUGGGCAGGCCACUACGGCUCCAAGAUGGCUGGCGGAGCUGUUCGUAUCAUCUUCGAGUGAAUGAUGGAGGAGAAAAUACGUAAUUUGUGAUGAACGUGAUAGUGAGACUAUAGUAAAUAAUUGCUCUACUUCUAGAAUGAAUAUUUUGAAUAAUUUAUUAAAUUUUUUUUCCCAAAAUGCACCGUUAUGUCCAACAAAGUUAAAAGUGCAUGUCACCACACGUGUAUGAUGAUUGCAUGUCCUGUUGCACUGUUUGUGCCUGGAAUGUACAAGUGACACAGAUGUUGUGGCACACACAAGGGUGUUUUUUUUCACCUAACGUGUUAAAAACUAAUACCAAAUAUCUACUACUCUGAAAAUUAUGGGGUAAAUACUGUUUAUCUGAAAGUGGGGGGGGGGGGCUGCUGAAAAAAGUAAAAGUGAAAUCCGUCAUUGCGAUGCAUGCCAAUUGUCGGCUUCACAUCAGCGAAGGAAGGAAUGCAAGGAGGCCUUGGCAAACAACAAACAAACAAUGUUAUUGUAAGAUGACGAUGAUGAUGUGAGAUGAGGCUAUGGCCUCACUUAUGGUGGCCUUCUCUUUUCCUUUCCUACCUGCCUGCUGAUAACGGCAGCAUGGUUCCAACAUGAAGAUAUCUGAAGCAAACGUGAGAAGGACACAGGAAGAGGAGAGCACCAUUUUCUUCCACUGCAUCUUGCAUUAACUUUGUGGGAAUCCUACUGCCCUCCAAGGGUAGGCGAGACCCUAUCACCAGGACCACCGCCGGUUUCCCGGCCAAAGAGGUGCAACGCAAGAAAUGCACCGCAAACAACAGUUUAUUACAUACCGAAAGAAUUCCCCGUUCCACACCGUCUAGCCGGCAAGCAGGAAAAAGCCCCCUUUCUCGGCGCUUUUUAAGCACUUUGAGGACGCUCGCUUCGCGCCACAAAACAAGUCCAGACAACAAGACAUGCCCCUGUACGACGUCAGUGGCGAACAUACCUAGAAAACGAUAAGUUAUCACAACAUUUCCCCACAUCUUAGAGAAUCGAGUUUAGCCAACAAUUUGCAUGCCUCAAAAUGACUGUUUUUGCAAUUUUUUUUCAGCUGUUACCAUCGUAGUAAGGAAUUAUUUUGCAAUGGAAUCGAAUAAAUCGGACAUGGGCAUUUGUUUCUGUAAAAACAAAACGUGGGGUUGACUUGGCAAAUUUCGGAGUUCAGUUGAGAAAGUUCAAUUUCUCGCAACUUAAAAUAGUUAAAAGUGCUCAGAAGUAACGGCAAAAUCUCCUCCGAGAUAAAUGGUGUUCUGAAAAAUACUUUGUUCUUAUUUCAGAUAGGUUUUUUAAAUAUUUUUUAACACAUUAGGUGAAACACCCCUUGGUUGGGAUUACUUUUUAGGAUAGUCCCCCACAUUUAUUCUCCCACCACGAAUCUCCACCCAUGGUCUGCCAUCAAUAUGUUGUAGAUUACAUGGUGGUGGCAUUAUGUGCAAAAUGGCCAAUAUUAUCGCUUAUGAUAUCAUUAUUACCAUUAUCGUAUCAUUAUUAUCCACAAACAGCAGAAGUGAUUUGUUUGGAUAUUAAGUCUUCGUUUGCUUGGUACCUCUCUACCCCUACAUGGACACUUUUGAUGCAGGACAUGUUUUUGGAGAGGGUGAUCUUGUGAAUAACGCAGUACCAUCAUCAGAGACACUUCUAUGGAAGUGCAGAAAUCUCAAGUUGCUCUUUUUACGAGUGUCCCAUGAAAGCAGUAAAACACUGCCAAUUUUAGCUCCACGUAGCCCGGCUUUGAAUACGUAGAUCCCACUGUGUUUUGAUUGGAUGCGACCCACCUCAUGCAUAAUUUGGCAGCCAAUGAUUCAUAUGAUCUUUAUUUGAAUACAUGUAGCACCUUGCGGUGGUAUCACAUAGCAGGGUUUAACAACGGACAUCUACAGAAUGUUUAACGCAAAUAUACAGCAUUUGAGAAAAGGGAACACACACUUUCACAAUCCCUACAGCAAUUAACGGGAAGAGCGCAUCCCAUUACCGGAUAACAAUCUCCACUGACAUGUUCGGUUCAAGUACUCAUUUCCUAAACUCGAAAUAUCUCGAAAUAUCUAGGCAAGAAAUAUGCACUUUUUAAACUCUGUCUACUUAGACAGUCAUAUUUAUUGUACAUAUAAAGUGUACUGCUUUAUUUUGAAGUGACCCAAGUUGUUCGACAAGGUAUCUGUAAUAAGGGUUUCGAAUUACUAAAGCACAGCUGUUUCGUAGUAGUUGUUUCAUUAAACUGUGAUGGAGAUUCAGAUUAUGGAGCUUAUUAAUGAAGCAACAAUGAUUAUGAAGGACUUGUUAUUGUUUUGUUAUUACGAAUGCCACGUUUCAGCAUUGUAGCAUCCAAAGCAUCUGGUGUCGGCUGUCACAAUCAUGCCUCUGCUCAGUUUUCAAUAUUCAACACUAUUUAUAUUAAACAUUCAAUCGCAAUCUAUUAAUUAAAAAAAAAUUAAAAAUGUGUACUUCCAGCUGCUACAGUAUUCGCCUCGAGAUCGAACAGCGUCGCCACCAUGCGGCUGCUCCGUGAACUGCCUUUAGUGGGGAUGCGCGGCAUGAGCCGGUGCUUUCGCUGUGGUCAUCGUGUUUGAAAACGUCCUUGGAAGGCUCAAUUUCUGGACAUUUGAGUUUUUAAAAUCGCUUCAAAAUGAGUGAAAAUGACAUAGUGGAAAACUUUUUCGAACUUGUCUAGUCUCAGCACCAGCGUGCUUAGCAGGGAAGUAAACUACAGAACGUGCAUAUGUUCCAGUAUGCGGGUUCCACUCGUCCUUUGUUAUAUUAUAUUUGUCACUGCGGUUCGGUGUGUCAAACAAAAUGUACCAAGAGCUAAGGUCAAUGUUGUAACAGUUUUUUUAUCAUAAGUAUAAAACUAUAUCACAGUUAUUUAUAGAAUGAUUUCUGUGCUAGCAGUUCUAAGUUACUUCAUAAUGCUCAGUUAGGAUACUCUGCACGUGCUAAACACAAGUUGUAUCGAAUGUAUUAAUAUAUGGAAUAUAUGAAUGCAUGAAUAUAUAUAUUUAUGACACGGGUGUUUUUAAAUGUGUGAAUUUCAAACUUUCAUCUCGUUUUAUCUGACCGUAUGACAGACUAGACUUUUAUCUUUCACAUACGUAAUCAUUGGAACGCACGCAUUCAAAGUAAAAUCUAUCACCACCCCUGAACGUAAUAUGUAAAACACGCGUGUUUUUGGGGGGUAUGAAGCACGUGUGCAACAGCGUGUUUCAGAAUAUAUACCUGCCGCUGGAAUCAAAAACUUAGUUUAUAUGUAGUUAUUACCUGACCGGUAGCACCCCACACAAAGCCAAGUCCACCACACAGGUGUGGUCAUCUCGUAACAUAUUUGCACCAUUAAGUGAAUGCCUGCCCAGGAGACGAAUCAAACCUCGAACCUCACCCGUACUCGCACGACACAAAACUGCAAAAAUUGUAGCGAAGGGCUUCAAUGCUUACUGGGCUAUUCUUUCCUUAUGUUUCCUUAUGUUACAUUCUUGUACAUUUAGAUUCAUUGUUAUUGUUGAUUAGUACAUUGUACAUUUAGAUCACCGGAGACAGGAAUUUCGAGUGAGUGUUUUCUUAAUCCUUGUAGUCUCGACGUAAGAUAAAAAAGUACAGGGAAAGACAGCAUUACACAAGCGACGAAUAAAUAUUCGAGCGAUAGCAGCAAAAGACUAAAAAAACAAAAUCACGCUUGGAACAAAGGAGGCAGUGUUUCCCUUCAAAAGCACGCAGGAUAUUUUCUUUUCACAACUUCGCGACUUGAGCGUUUCGCAGUGCAGCAAUAUUUGUCAACUUUCACACCUUAUCAGCGUUGUAAGUAUCGCAUUUCAACACAUCCGCAAUAUGUGAGGCACUGACAGCGGCAUUUCAUCCAGAAACACUGUGAUAUCUGCGUAGAAAAGCCAGAGCCUGCUGCGUACGAUCAUGCCUUAUCCCCACUAGGGCAUCCGCCGCAGCGCCACCUACAGUUCGAUCUCGAGGCGAAUAGGUGCUAGACCUUUUUCACACACGCGUCGUAUCCUAGCGGCGCUCCAACGAACCAUGCUCGGCGCACGUGCGCACGUCAAAUGUGGAUAGCACAAAAAGACCAAAACCGGUCGGGAGCGGGGCCGACAAGGUCGCGCCAUUCGUGCGGUCUCCCCACUUCUGUCGUCCCCAUAGUACGCAAUGCAGUGAAGACGGAGAUAAUCCUCUCCGGCGCCUCAAGGUCAUACGCAUGCGCAUAGGCCAUUGUGAAAAAGGUCCAUAGAAAAUGUGGACAGAGAAGACACAUAUUCCAUGCCUUAGAGGAAUGCUUUAUAUGCCAUUCCAAGAUUUGGCAUCAUUGCACUGUGGUUUCUCAGCUAAAAAACGUGUGCUAUGUAUGUAUGUAAUUUUGCUCUAUGUGGAGUACCUUGUAACUUGCUGUGAAAACUACCAUUUUCAGUCUCUUCAUGUCCAAGAUAGCUUGGCUUUCUCUUUUCAUCAGUGAGAAAUCCUUUGCAUGUGAUUAAUUCCAUGUCGGUACCACAGGAUUAAACAAAACGCUAACAUAAAAUAACGACACAGAAAUAAGCAUCGAAUGUUGUGUAAAAUACGAUACAUCAAAAUUUUUAUCGGCGCUUUUGCCUGAAGUGCUUUUAUGUUUGUACAAAUGCACAUAAAAAUGUUCCGGACUACACGUCUUCGAUUUUUUGUAAAUUUUUUAGAUUCAGGAAGUGACCCACUUUUAUUUUUAUGGUAAUUCAGUUUUUUAAACGUGCUACCCAAUUUUUGAACGCCAGUGGUGGAACUAUGGAACUAUACCCAUUUAUUUAUGUUUACAUUCAUAGAGAUAUAAGAAAAUCAACUUAUGAACUAGUGAACUAUGAAACGUAAGGCGAAAUAUUGGUUUCCCUCACUCUCAAUGCAUCAGAGACAGUAUAGAACAUCAAACCCUUGGUACAAGCAUAUAUAUUUUAAUAUUAAUGCAAUAAAAAUUAUUUUUUGGUGUA
This is a messenger RNA of Ornithodoros turicata, 5934 nucleotides long. RefSeq names its product F-box only protein 6-like. Gene Ontology annotation, molecular function: protein binding; ubiquitin protein ligase activity. Bases 62 to 1015 code for a protein of 317 amino acids. The transcript is spliced from 6 exons. NCBI's taxonomy places the organism in Eukaryota, Metazoa, Arthropoda, Arachnida, Ixodida, Argasidae. Gene Ontology annotation, cellular component: SCF ubiquitin ligase complex; cytoplasm. The record is from RefSeq and is a predicted model, not a curated record. Gene Ontology annotation, biological process: SCF-dependent proteasomal ubiquitin-dependent protein catabolic process; glycoprotein catabolic process.